This is a messenger RNA of Entamoeba invadens IP1, 2430 nucleotides long. RefSeq lists its product as hypothetical. Lineage: Eukaryota; Evosea; Mastigamoebida; Endamoebidae. The record is from RefSeq and is a predicted model, not a curated record. Gene Ontology annotation, cellular component: cytoskeleton; cytoplasm. The transcript has 2 exons. Gene Ontology annotation, molecular function: actin filament binding. Bases 1 to 2430 code for a protein of 809 amino acids. Gene Ontology annotation, biological process: cortical actin cytoskeleton organization; actin filament network formation.
AUGAGUGUGAAAGUGAUAUUGGUGCGUGAGAGUGAGAAACGACGAGUGAAAACAAUAGACUGUGCUUCAAUCCCAAAGGACCAACAAAAUGAUUUUAUAUUGAAAGAAGUUGGUAUAGUCAAUGAGGAUGAGUACAUUAUUAAUUGGCAAGAAAAGGAAGUAAUAAUUGAGAUGAAACCAAAAGUACGUGCCAAGAUGUAUGUCCAGCGAUUCAAAACUGUUAUCGAAAAUGAUGAAAAGAAGAAUUUAAUAAAAGAGCUUGCUUUUGCAAUGAAAGACAAAGAGGUUGGAGAAAACAUUUGCAAAUUUGGAAUUGAUUAUUUGAUGGAUCUUCUCUAUGACCAAAUAGAAACACAGUACGGACUAAUAACCCUAAGAAUAUCGAUGAGUAGAGACGCUGUGUUCAGUCGAGUUGUUGACGAUCAAAAAUUCAUCACGAAAUUGUACUCUUUAAUCGAACGAGAUGAUGUCACUAUUAAAUGGCAAGCAACUGAAAUUAUAGCUAUUAUAGUGACUUUUGGAGGGAUUGAUAUCAUCAGAAAAGCAGCCAAAGAGUAUGCUCGACACCACGGAGAGCAGACUUUUGAGAUAUUAAUAAAGAUGAUGUCCGACAAAGAGAAUGAAGAAACGGCACUCUUAGGGGCACUUGUAGUCGGCUCGCUCUUAGUCGGAAGUACUGUAGAUAAGAAGAAGUCGAUAGUGAAGAAGAUGGAGAAUGUCCACCUCAGUAAAACAGUUGAACAAAUGGUCGCCAAUUUUCCGUCUUCUGAAAAGAUCAAAAUGCAGGCGAUGACGGUGCAGAACAACACGUACUACACGCAAAAGGUGAAACAAGAGAAAGUCAAAAAAGAGUACUUUUCGACGUCGAAAAUACUCGAAGAGGUAACAGCCGAGCGCGAUAAAAUUCGGACUGAAGUGAUGGAAACAGAGAACGAAAUAUUUUCUGUGAAGAGCGAAACAGAGUCGACAAAGGGCGAUGUCUUAGUCUGUGAGAAUGAACUCGCCUUCUUAAAACAGUCACUUGAAAAGAAGAAAAAGGAAUACGAGGAAUUACUUUCUUCACUUCCCCAAGACGUCUUCCAGAAGAGCGAUCAAGACCUUCGAGCACUUGCUUUGGACUUGAGGCGCAAACGAGAUAAACUGCGGUUUGACGUGCAAGAGAUGGAGAAACGGAGAAGUCAAAUAUCUGAGUCGAAAGAGGAGAUGGCGUACAAGGAUAUGAUCGUUCAAAUGCAAAAAGACUCGAAACAGGGUUUCAUCAAAAAGGAGAAUAAAAAGAAAAACAUUCGAACGGCUCCACUGCCGUGGCAUAAAGUGAUCACGAUGCAAAGGGGAGCGGACACUACUGUGUGGGACGAAAUUGACGAAUUUGAUAUCACGGAGAGAGAUACUGAGGGGCUUAUACAUAACUUUGACUUCAAUGAAAGCAUCGAAGACAAUGACCCGAGUCAAGUCCCUUACCCUUUGAAUAAAUAUUUGUUGUUCUCUUUACUGAAAUUGCACUUACCCCCGAACAGAAUGUUGAUUCAAAAGAUCCAAAAUUUGGACACGACGUUACCUAUAGAAGACGUGAAAACACUCAUUCAGUGCUUACCAACGACUGGUGAAGCGAAUAUUAUUAAGGGAUCGAAAGGGAUUGACGUGACUUCCGUCAUUGCUAUCCAACUAUGUAAUGAACCAUUUCUGAUCACUAAGUUACAAAUUUGGUUGGAACUCAGAAAUAUAACUGACGAUAUUGAUAAAGCUACGACUAUUAUGACGACUAUAGCAGACUGUUUGAACACUUUACAGAGCUCCAGCGAACUGCUGGAGCUACUCAGAAUCUGUUUGAACUUUGGAAAUAUCUUGAACGCGAAAAGCCCGAGUCGGGCGAAUGCACAGGCGUUUUCACUGGAAGCGUUGCUGCUUUUGAAAGAUGUUCCAGGGACGUUGCAGAAUGGGUUGAAGUAUGUUUUAGGGCACGUUGAUCCUCGCAUCUUAUUGGAACAAAUUGCGAUAUGUCGCGAUGCCGUUUUUGAUACGGAAGAUGCGAUUAAAAUACUCUCGAAUGUGAAGGACAAGUUGAAACCACUGGAAGAAAAGAUGGUCGACCUUGAAAAGGUGUGCAACGACUUGUGCUCGACGAACUUGAAGACGUCAUUUGACUCACUCACUGUUGCUGUUUCUAAUGCGUUUAAAGUGUCUGACAGACUAAACUCACUUGUGAAUGCAAUUGCAGACUGGUUUGGGAUGGAUUAUACAUCUUCAUUCUUUAAAAUCUUCUCUGAGUUUGUUAGAGACUUAAGCGCAGUGCUGGAUUCGCACGAAUUUGAAAAUUUGAUGGAUUUGGAAAUGACACCUUUGCCACAAACAAGUGACCCGGUCGAUAGCUUUGUGAAUAAUAUCAUUAACGGAACAACACUACCAACACCUUUUCAUUUUGUGUAUUAA